Messenger RNA from Rhea pennata, 2525 nucleotides. It is a transcript of the gene FYB2, whose product is annotated as FYN binding protein 2. Bases 88 to 2382 code for a protein of 764 amino acids. The transcript is spliced from 21 exons. The record is from RefSeq and is a predicted model, not a curated record. Gene Ontology annotation, biological process: T cell receptor signaling pathway; protein localization to plasma membrane; integrin-mediated signaling pathway. Gene Ontology annotation, cellular component: plasma membrane. NCBI's taxonomy places the organism in Eukaryota, Metazoa, Chordata, Aves, Rheiformes, Rheidae. Gene Ontology annotation, molecular function: protein binding.
GCAGGAAAGCAAGGGCGACCGAAAGGAUUAACUCCCUUUCCGUGGGCAUUUCAGGAAGAACAAGAACAGCCGCGGUUUAGGCUCCUGAUGUUCCUGCCAAGUUUCUCCAGAGACCAUAUGGAGGGAUCUGCCCCACGCUUCUCCCGAGGACCGCAGGAAGAUGUCACUGACUUCAGAGCCCUCCGCGCAAAAUUUCAGAACGACACUAAGUUUUCCAAGCAGCUGGUGCAGCCGCCCAAGAAGCUGGUGCUACCACCCAUGGAAGCCAUGCACAAGCUGGACUCUGAGAUUAAGGAUGCUUCCAAUUCUCUGUCCUUGAAUGGGACAGAAAUGAUAAUAUUAAAAAGCAAGAAUGAACCUUUCCCUCCUGCUCUUCAACCCUCAGCACUAGUCCAGGGCAAACCUUUGGUGCAGCCAAGAGCCAGGCUUGGUAACAUGGAUCCAAGGGGGAGAAAUGAAGAGCAGAAAGGCAACAUCGUGGAGAAAGAAGUGAACUCCUCCGAGAGCAGUUCGCAGAAGCCUCGACUGCCCGAUUGCGCUGACCAGCAAGAAUCAGCCCGAACAGAUCCGGAGGCUGCUCCAUCCCAAAGCUCCUUCCACUAUGCCCUACAGAUGUGGGAAAACACUUUAGCCCGGAGUGAGAAAGCUGGUGCAACACUCCCAACCCAACGGAGAGCGAAUGUUUGCGUGCAGCCACACCUGGAGCUGAGGGCGACGGGUGCUCAGGCUGCGCCGGACAGCGGCAGGAUGAGAACGGCUCGAAGUGAGCAAGCGCUGGAUUUCCCUGCGCGGCAGAAGGAUGCUCUGCCUGGCGGUGAGCUGGCCACUUCCCAGGCUCUGACUUUGCCCCGUCUACCCAGAAGGUACAGGAGCUCUGACCAGCUAGCUGUCGAAAGCACUCCUGCAACUAGCUCCUGCCAGCCAGGUUAUGAUGUGCAGCUCCCUCAACACCAGAAAGAGCCGGAGCCUCCCUCCCGUGAAUCCGGAGCAGGAAAAGCACGCGGUGCUCCGCGCAGCAAGCUGCCGAAAAUGAAACCACUUCCUCCAGCCGAAUCCCUCGGUCCUGCCCCCGCGAAGCCUGCGAGACCCCCGAAAGUCGAUCUCGGUGCUUUCCAAAGCACGGUGCCUCCUCUCCACAGAGGAAAGGAAAAAGCUGCCGCGGAGGAGGAGUACUUGACUCCUGAAAGUGCCGAACUUGAAGAGCAGCAUAAUUAUGAAGACACAGCGUUGUACCUGAAUCAGCCUGGGGACUCCACAGCCUUGUGUGCCGGUCAAGGCACUUUCCAAGCACCUGAGUCAGAGCCUCAAGAGCGCUACAAGAAGCAGAGAAAUAUUCUCGUUGCCAAAUCCAGUCCUGGAAGAACUGUAGAGGAUGAAAAUGAUGAAAAAACAAGUCUUGAAAGAGAGAAACAGCAAGCAAAGAAAAUAUUCAAGACAGGCAGAAAUGAGUACAUGACUUACAGAGCCCAACCCAAGGAGGAUGGUAGAGGUGGGAAGAAGGUGCUGCAAGUGAAGCAAGGAGAUGUGACUAGCGCCCAGACUAUGAAGCAUCCUACCCUGCAAGGGCUGGUGAAAGAUGGAGCAGAACGCUUGUGCUACGUGCAUGUAGGUGCUCCAAAAACAGCUGAAGAAAGAACAGCCUUGAGCCAAAUCACUGGGCAGCCUCUGCAGUCAUCAGAGGAUGUGUAUGACGAUGUCGAGGGAUUGCAAAGCAGACUCCAUCCUUCAGAGGCCUCACGUUUGUUGGCUCCAGACAACAACUGCAUUUCAGGAGACUAUGAAGAAACAUAUGAAGAUGUUGAGACUACGGGUGAUAAUCCAACAAAAGUGGAGGCAGAAAAGCAAAAGAGAUUUGGAAACAUGUUUAAGAUAGAAAAAUUUAAACUGAAGAAUACCAGAUUCAAGGAAAACUUAAGGUUGUCUUCCAGUUUGGUACCAAAUUUAGCCGCCGUCUCACAGGAGGACGCGUACGACGACGUCGAGGCAGGGCAGGCGGAGCUGAGAGAGAAGGAGGACAGAUACAGGAACUGGAAGCCAAAAUUUCUGAUGUCAAAAGAGGAUAAGGACCGAAGGAAAAGCAGCGAAGAUGUGGAAAGAAGUAUCUACAAAGGCAACAAGUGCGGCGCAGACAAAAGCAAGAAGAUGGUGAAAGAAGAGAAGUUGUUCAGAGAAACCUUUAUGUACAACAAGGAGAUCAGCGUCAUCAACACCGCAGUGGCGCAGCGCUCGGUCCCGAGUAAGCGGUGGGUUGAUCUGCCCGUCACAGCUGGGGAGCAGCUGGACGUUAUCGAUACCACGGAAGGCAACGAGGUGAUUUGCCGCAAUGCAGAGGGCAGAUAUGGGUAUGUUCUAGUGGAGCAUUUGAACUUCAGACACUGCUAACUGUCCCGAGCGUGGUGUCCUCCCAUGGAGCGUCCCUGGAGAGCCGCCUGGAGCGUCGCGUGUCCGCGGGAGCCUGUUUGCCAACAACGGAGAGCUCAUGGGAAUGUAAAUAAAGUUUUAUUUUUUACACUUACGCUGUUAAA